AUGAACUUCGUGAAACAAUUCGUCGACAAGAGAUCUAGACUCUGCCCGGGCACUGCCUCUAGCUUGCCGAUCGUACGGCUGAGUUGGAGGACGACCUACGACGAAACGACGAAUGCCGAGACGACUGCAGAUCUGAGAUCGACUUCGGAGUCCGUUCCGUCUGGCGAGUCCGAGCCCGACAUCUGGAGACAGUUCCGAUCAUCCUUCGACAUCCCAAGUCAGCAAGCUCGUCCAGCACACCAACGAUUGCAAGAACCUCUCGGUCGUGAUGCCCUCGAAUCCGUGGACUUCAUUGAGACUCUAGCAGCCUGUCCUUCCUGGCUCGUCUGCACAUAUCGUACACAACUCGGCGGAUGUCCUCCAGCACGGGGUCAAGAGCUGGACCCUCAGCCGCUCCGGGACGUCAACCAGACGAUGACCUUGUUCAAGACGGCGAUGUUGAGAUCAAGAACGCGUGCUGGACGUGUCGUGGGGACAAAGUCAAACUACGACGUUCCAGAAGAGAACAUGACCAAGAUGCAGCACCUCCGCACGAAGAUCUCCGAUGCCGAAAAACGCCUGGAGUUGGUCAACACCAUCUUCGAUAUUCUCCAAAAGGGAUCUGAUGAGGCGGCUGCUGAGGCCCUGGCUCGCCUGCGCAUCGGUCAAAGUGUCGAUGAGGUCGUCAAUUACAUGGUGGCAGCACGGGCCAAUGAUCAGACUGGUUCGAGUCUGGAGUCGCCGGAGACCACAGCAUCUGGCUGA
Zymoseptoria tritici IPO323 is the source of this 744-nucleotide messenger RNA. RefSeq lists its product as uncharacterized. NCBI's taxonomy places the organism in Eukaryota, Fungi, Ascomycota, Dothideomycetes, Mycosphaerellales, Mycosphaerellaceae. The transcript has 4 exons. The coding region runs from base 1 to 744 and encodes 247 amino acids. The record is from RefSeq and is a predicted model, not a curated record.